Molecule: messenger RNA, 675 nt
Organism: Phanerochaete carnosa HHB-10118-sp
Lineage: Eukaryota; Fungi; Basidiomycota; Agaricomycetes; Polyporales; Phanerochaetaceae
Exons: 3
Source: RefSeq, a predicted model, not a curated record
UCGAUGCUGACAUUCAUCUCCCAGCCUGACUUGUCUUUAUUCUAUUCACUUUCGACUAGCUUACGACACAACUCUCCUUUUUCGCUCACACUUUAACGACACCCUUCACUUUUAAUUCUAUCACUCUUCACGACUCCAAACAUGUACGCUUCCAAGGCUAUCCUCGCUCUUGCUAUCGCUGCUGCCGCUGCCCCCGCCCUCGCUCAGUCCUUCGGCGAGCCCCUCGUUUCUCGUGAGGACCUUGCCCUUGCUGGUUUCGCCCGCAAUGUCAACCUGGUUCGCUCCGUCGGUGAAGCCAUCGGCAUGAAGCGGUCUGAGGUGGAUGAUAUCCUCGCCCGCGAGUUCCACAGCAAGCAACAUGGACACAAGGCCGGUCACAAGCACGGCAGCCAACACCGGGCUCACCAGCAUGGUGCACAUGUCACCGGAAAGCACCGUGCUAGCGGCACACACCGCGGUCGCAAGCACCCUGGACAGCACGGCAGUCUGCACCACGCCAGUUCGCAGGCCUCUGGGCAGCACGGUACCAGCGGCAUGCAGCACGGCAGCCAGCACCAGGCCCGCGCUCAGGCCACCGGUCAGCACGGUGCCAGCGGCAUGCAGCACGGUCACAAGCAGGCCGGUCAGCAUGGCAGCCAGCACCAUGCUCGCGCUCAGGCCACCGGUCAGCACGGU